UCCCACUCGCACUGUUUUCCCUCUCUCUCUUCUCUCUUUCCUUCUCUCCUUCUUUCUCUGAACUUUCCCUUUCUCACUCCCACUCUCUUGUCACAUCUGGUGGGGAUCUGCAUCUGAACUGACCAGGGCUGGCCCUGGGAGUGACUGUGUAGUUACUGUGGCUCCUCUCUAUCCUGCUAUGGGACUGUCUCUGGCUGGACUGGAAACCAGACUGCUUUGCCUCUGUCUCUGUCUCUGCUAACCUCCCUCUGUCAGAGAAGAUACUACACUUCGUGUAAUCCUUCGCCUAACCACCGUUGGGAGGCCUGCUGUUCUGACAAUACCCAUCUGACCAUCGGUGGUACAGGGCAGCUCAGGUAGGUCAGGUAGCUGAAGAAGUGAGACGACCAGGCACCACCAGCAGACAUGGCAAGGACAUCUCUGCUGCAAGGCCUGACUGUGUUGCUCCUGGCCUGGGCUCUGGUGCACUGCCAAGCCCCUCUGGAGCCCCAGGAGGAAGAGGAAGAGGACGAUCCCAUGGAGGAGACAGAGAUAGAGACCUUCCUGGUCCCGGCCGUGGCGAAGGUGGAGCCGGUGGUGUGUCCUGGCGAGUGUAGCUGUACAGAGGAGGGAGCAGUGGACUGUGCUGGGGUUGACCUCAUGGACUUUCCUAGUGAUCUGUCUCAGAGCACGCGCAUUCUCUCGCUGCAGAACAACCGGAUAGAAAUAUUAACUGUUGAGGACCUGGCACGUCUGCAGCAACUGGAAACACUAAAUCUGCAAAACAACCGUCUGACCACGCAAGGCCUUGAAGAUGAAGGGUUUACAGUGCUGGAACAGCUGACCUACUUGUACUUGGCCAAUAACAAGCUCACCACAGCACCCAGACACCUGCCUCCCUCACUGGUCAGUGCUGAUUUUGCCGCAAAUUCACUCACAAAGAUCUACCCGUACACAUUUGGCCAGAAGCCAGGACUGAAGUCAGUGUAUCUCCAUAACAACAAACUGACAGAUGCAGGGCUACCAGAGAACAUGUUUAACGGUUCUGACAGCCUAGAGGUUCUCAUCAUGUCCAGUAACUUCCUCCGCUACGUCCCUAGGAACCUGCCCUCUGCUCUCUACCGCCUACAUCUAAAGAACAACAUGCUGGAGAAGAUCCCAUCAGGGGCGUUUGAUAGCCUGACCCAGCUCAGAGAGCUCUACCUACAGAACAACCUGCUUAGCAACGAAGGCAUGGACAACGAGACCUUCAGCCAGUUGACCAAGCUGGAGUAUCUGGACCUGUCUAACAACAACCUGAGUGUGGUUCCUCAGGGUCUGCCUCGAGGUCUGAUACUGCUACACCUAGAGAAGAACAACAUCCGCAGUAUCCCUGGCGAUGCCCUCAUAGCCUGCCGUAACCUGGAGUACCUACUGCUGCACAACAAUCAGCUACGCUCCCGCUCCAUACACCAAGCUGCAUUCCAUGGCCUGAAGAAGCUACACACCCUCCACAUGUACAACAACCAGCUGGAGCGUGUCCCCAGGGGUCUACCCCGCCGAGCCAAGACCCUUAUGCUGCUUCACAACGGCAUCAACGAGAUUGGACGCAAUGACCUGGUGAUGCUUUACACCCUGACCGAGCUCAACCUCAGCUACAACCGCCUCAUUAGCCCCAAGCUGCACCGAGAAGCUUUCAGGAAGCUGCGUCUGCUGGAGACCUUGGACCUGUCAGGGAACGCCCUCCACUCCCUGCCCCUGGGGCUUCCCCGCUCCCUGCAGGUCCUCCGGGUGAAGGACAACCAGCUGACCUCCAUACCAGAGGGGGCUCUGCAGGGCAUGUCCAAGCUCAGGGAGAUCCACCUCAACCACAACCAGCUCAAACUCAACUCCAUCUACCAGGGAGCCUGGAUGGAGCUCAGAGCUCUGACGACGUUGGACCUGUCCAGUAACCAGCUGUCCCAUGUCCCCUCUGACCUGCCUGAGUCUCUGGAGUACCUGUACCUUCAGUCCAAUCGUAUUAGCACUGUCCCUGCCACCGCCUUCGAGGGCACCCCCAACAUCAAGGGCAUCUUCCUACGGUUCAACCGUCUGUCAGCCCAUUCUGUGAAGGAGAGCUCCUUCAAACACCUGACCAACCUGCGGGUGCUAGACAUUGGCCACUUGAGUCACUCCGACCCCUCUGGCUCCCCCGGACCCCCCUUCGGACAAGAGGAAGAGGAGGAGGAAGAGAUCGAGAUAGAGGAAGUGGGAGAGGGAUUUGCUUAAUAAGUUUAGCCCAUGGACACAAGCUGCUUGAAUGAUCGGAACCAAAUGGUGCAGUUGUUUGAGAUGCCAUCCCAAAGUCCUGUUAUUUUGAACGUACAGAAACAUUUAUUUUUGCAGUAGAUCAGACUCAAUUCAAAAAUGUAAAUUAAACUAUGAAUGGAAGGGAAACGUGGUAUUUUGUCCCAUUGCAUAUAGUGGUGAAUUGCAGAUGCACAUAUCUCUGGUGCAGGAUACUAGAUGAAAUUGUAUUUUUGUUUGUUGUAUUUUUUAUUUUUCUGGCCUUUGCUUGUCUAUGCAACGACAGAUACGGUUGAUUUUUGUUCAUCCCAAAUUGCACCCUAUUCACUAUUGUUUGCACUACAUUUGACUAGGGCCUAUAGGGCUCUGGUCAAAAGUACUGCACUAUAUAGGGAAUAGUGUGCCAAUUGGGACACCGCUUGUCUCACCACCAGGUUAGUGUAACCAGAAAGAAAGAGACAGUCAGACCUCAUAUGUUGAUCAUGCUGUAUGAGUCCCAUCUCUGACCUCUACUGUGUGCUAGCUGUGUCACCAUACAAAGAAGAUUAUGUUGAGAUUUGAAGUUAUUGUCAUCAGUUCUGAGCCUGUAUUCAUACAGAUGUAGGAUCUUAAUUUGAUCACUCUGUUGCAGGAGAACUUUCAAGCAAUGCAGGAAAUGUAAAUUGUGUACUGUAGUGUAUUUGAGGUUUUAAAAAGUUUCUGGAGUUUGUAAUUCUCACUUUGAAAUUUCAGACUUGAUUUUCCAUUGCAAAAGAAUGUAUCAACUCCUACAAAGAUGUUCAUGAAUUAUAAUCCACAUAAUAAUUCACAUUUCCUGUUGCUGCAGGAUUAUUUUCCUGCUGUAGCAAACUGGCUCAAAUGAAGAUCCUACAUCUGUACAGUCAAGAGUCUCAGACUAGGAGUACUGAUCUUGGAUCAGAUCCCCGCUCUUAUUCAUUAUGGUCUAAAAGGCUAAACUGAUCCUAUAUCAGCACUCCUACUCUGAGAUGCUUUGUGGAUACUGGCUCUGGCUGUGAUUGUGUGUCAUGGCCUGGUAAGACAGUCUGGCUUUAUGUCAUUCUGUUAUUCUUAUAUCAUCGUUAAUAUGCCACAGAAGUUCCGUGACUGUGUCACAAUCUCCUCCCUCGCUCAGCCUACCAGGAGCUUGAUCCAUGCUGCUAAUCUAAUGCCUUGCUUUAAUCCAGUCUUGUUUUACAAUGAUAACGAUUGCAAAUAUUUGUAUAUGGUUUCUGAAAAACUCAUGCUAUUAAAUUAAUCUCGUUGCUAUGAACCAAUGCUUUUCUAUGUAUUGCACCUUCGGAUUUAUGCGUAGGGAUUUCACACAGCAAUUCAUUAUUUGAAAA
Oncorhynchus masou masou (cherry salmon) is the source of this 3587-nucleotide messenger RNA. It is a transcript of the gene podn, whose product is annotated as podocan. The record is from RefSeq and is a predicted model, not a curated record. The transcript is spliced from 13 exons. Gene Ontology annotation, molecular function: protein binding. Lineage: Eukaryota; Metazoa; Chordata; Actinopteri; Salmoniformes; Salmonidae. The coding region runs from base 406 to 2226 and encodes 606 amino acids.